AUGAUGGCAAAACGAACACGCCCUUAUCCUUUUUACCACAAGUCGUUCUCACGCUCUCGUCGUGUCCGAGGCGCCACCCCUGUUGAUCCAGCAUUCGCUGCAGCCAUGGCGCGCUCCAGGCUUUUCUUCGCCCUGCUCGCGCUCUCUCUGGUCGUAUCCCUCGCGCUGGCGCCGCAGUGCCGCGCGAGUGAAAUCGGCGCGGAAGGAGACCUCGAAGAUGACGCGCUGGAAGCCGCCAUUCCCUCCGACGCCUCGCCUCCAGGUGUGGUGGGGCAGCUGUUGGGCGCGAGCAGGCGGUUCCUGUGGUCGCCGCAGAUGCACCGCGAGCUGUCGUGCAGGUCGGACUGCGAGGAGAAGAACAAGGAGUGCAACGAGGAGUACAGCAAGUGCAAGCGCGAGAACAAGGACGACAAGCAUGACCACCACAAGUGCACGCACACUUACAAGAAAUGCAAGAAAGACGCCAAGAAGUGCCGCUCCAAGUGCAACUAG
This is a messenger RNA of Closterium sp. Yama58-4, 492 nucleotides long. The record is from the annotation of a GenBank genome assembly. Lineage: Eukaryota; Viridiplantae; Streptophyta; Zygnematophyceae; Desmidiales; Closteriaceae.